Messenger RNA from Dromiciops gliroides (monito del monte), 6665 nucleotides. RefSeq names its product pericentriolar material 1 (gene PCM1). The record is from RefSeq and is a predicted model, not a curated record. NCBI's taxonomy places the organism in Eukaryota, Metazoa, Chordata, Mammalia, Microbiotheria, Microbiotheriidae. Gene Ontology annotation, biological process: protein localization to centrosome; cilium assembly; microtubule anchoring at centrosome. Gene Ontology annotation, cellular component: centriolar satellite; centriole; ciliary basal body.
GCCCGGGCGCGCGCCCCCUCCCCUCCCCCCGCCUCCCCCCUUUCCCACCACAAUGAGCUCCUAAGAUGGCGGUUGGGCCGCAGGCGCCGAGAUAAUUCUUGAUUAAUGGGACAAUAUGGCCACCGGAGGAGGUCCUUUUGAAGAAGGCAGGAAUGGUCAAGAUUUGCCAAGCUGGAGCAAUGAGAGUGUGGAUGAUCGGCUGAACAAUAUGGACUGGGGUGGCCAACAAAAGAAAGCCAACAGAUCAGCAGAAAAAAACAAAAAGAAGUUUGGUGUAGAGAGUGAAAAAAGGGUGACGAACGCCAUUUCCCCUGAGUCAUCACCGGGAGUGGGACGGAGAAGGACGAGGACCCCACACACCUUUCCUCACAGUAGAUACACAACGCAGAUGUCUGCUCCUGAGCAGGCCGAAUUGGAGAAGCUGAAACAGCGCAUCAACUUCAGCGACUUAGACCAGAGGAGCAUUGGAAGUGAUUCUCAAGGCAGAGCAACAGCUGCUAACAACAAACGACAGCUUGCGGAAAACAGAAAGCCCUACAACUUUUUGUCGAUGCAGAUUAACACAAACAAAAGUAAGGAUGUCGGCACAAGUCCUCAAACGAGGGAGACGAGUGGGUCAUCUCAGUGUAAAGAGUUAUUUGCGUCUGCUUUGAGUAAAGAUCUUUUACAAAACUGUCAAGUCUCUGAAGAAGAUGGGAGAGGAGAACCUGCCAUGGACAGCAGCCAGAUUGUGAGCAGGCUGGUUCAGAUUCGGGACUAUAUUGCCAAGGCUAGCUCCAUGCGGGAUGAUCUGGUAGAGAAAAAUGAGAGAUCUGCUAAUGUUGAGCGCCUCACACACCUCAUAGAUCAUCUCAAAGAACAAGAAAAGUCCUACCUGAAAUUUCUGCAAAAGAUGCUUGCUAGAGAAAAGGAGGAGGAGGAUGUUCGGACUCUAGAUUCCGCUGUGGGAUCUGGCUCUGUAGCUGAGAGCACAUCGCUAAACAUAGAUGUGCAAUCGGGGGCUUCAGACGCCACGGCCAGAGACCCUCAGCAGGAGCCAAGGGAAGAGCUGGAAAACUUGAAGAAACAACACGAUUUGUUAAAAAGAAUGUUACAGCAGCAGGAGCAGUUGAGAGCUUUACAAGGAAGGCAAGCUGCUCUCCUGGCUCUGCAGCACAAAGCUGAGCAGGCCAUUGCUGUGAUGGAUGAUUCCGUUGUCACGGAGACCACGGGCAGCAUAUCUGGCAUAAGUAUAACAUCGGAGCUCAACGAGGAGCUGAAUGACUUAAUCCAGCGUUUUCACAAUCAGCUGCACGACGCUCAGGCCCCAGCUGUUCCAGACAAUAGGAGACAAGCAGAAAGCCUUUCAUUAGCCAGGGACGAUUUCCCAAAGCAGGAAUUCAUCUGGUCUCAGAGCAGUUGUCUGAUGAGGAAAGUUCAACUUUUUAGCAAAAUGCGAGGUGUUGCAAAGAAAAGAAAACAGAAAAUGGACAAAUUGCUUGGAGAACUUCAUACACUGCGUGAUCAGCACCUGAAUAACUCUGCUUGUAAUUUUGCCUCACCUUCCCCUCAGAGGAGCGUGGAUCAAAGGAGCACAGGUUCAGCAGCCUCUGCCCCGGGGGGGCUGGUCCCAGCCGCCCAUGGCGAGUCCUCCAGUCACGUGCCCUCGGCUGCUUAUGCCCCUGACGUGGUGGCUUCUCAGCAGGAGAGUGACAACGAGGAGCAUCUCAACCCGACAGAAAAGCUGCAAAAACUGAAUGAAGUUCGGAAGAGGCUGAAUGAAUUAAGGGAAUUAGUUCAUUAUUAUGAACAGACGUCAGAUAUGAUGACCGAUGCUGUGAACGAGAACACCAGAGACGAAGAGGAGACAGAAGAGUCAGAAUAUGACUCAGACCAUGAGAACCCUGCGCCCGUCACCAAUAUUCGAAACCCCCAGGGGGCUGCCAGCUGGGCCGAGGUGAACAGUAAUACAAAUGCGCAGUGUGCCACCAACAACCGGGAUGGGAGAACCCUCAACACAAACUGUGAGAUCAACAACAGAUCGGCCGCAAACUUGCGCACCCUGAACGUGUCCUCCUCUCUCGAAUGCCGAUACAACAGAGAAGGAGAACAAGAUAUGGAUGGAGGCCAAGGUGAAGAUGAGGAAGAGGAAGAAGCAGAAGAGGAUGGCGGCAGCGAAGCCUCCCUCUCCAGUCACAGAAGCAGCUUGGGGGAUGAGGCCCCCGAGGACGCGGAAUUUGAACAGAAGAUCAGCAGGCUGAUGGCUGCCAAGCAGAAGCUGAGACAGUUACAGGAUCUGGUCGCUAUGGUGCAGGAUGAUGAUGGUGAGCCUGGAGCGAUCUCGGCGGCCAGCGCGUCUAACUUGGGGGACUUCUUCCCGGCGGAGGAGCCAGAGGCCACGCAGCACUCCAAUAACACGAGGGCCAACACCGGUAAAACACCGAAGGAGGCUGGGCUCAACGAGAAGGCGAGAGAGAAAUUCUAUGAAGCCAAAUUGCAGCAGCAGCAGAGGGAGCUCAGACAGCUGCAGGAAGAAAGAAAGAAGCUGAUGGAGAUUCAGGAAAAAAUCCAAGCCCUACAGAAGGCGUGUCCUGACCUCCAGCUCUCUGCUGUGAGCGUGAGUAACUGCUCCUCUAAGAAAUAUGCACCGGCAGUGACCUCGACACCGGCUGUGAACGAGACCGAGAAAGCCCCACAAACCAAAGCGGCAUUUGUGGCAGAAGAGCCGGCAGGGCCAGUGGCGGCGGAUAGUGAGUUGUGGUCUGAAAUGCGAAGACAUGAGAUUUUAAGGGAAGAAUUGAGACAAAGAAGGAAGCAGCUCGAAGCCCUCAUGGCCGAGCAUCAGCGGAGGCGGGAUCUAACGGAGACGGCAUCCACAGCCGCCGUGUCAGUCAGAAGCGAUGGCUCUGAGAAUCCGUGCACACCGCAGCAGAGCAGAACGGAAAGUAAAACAAUGGCAACAUGGGGAGGUUCUACCCAGUGUGCCCUGGACGAAGAAGGCGACGAGGACGGCUACCUUUCUGAUGGCGUUGUUCGAGCAGAGGAGGAGGAGGAGGAGGAAGAACAAGAUGCCAGCUCAAAUGAUCACUUUCCCCUGUAUCCUCCCAACAGCGUGACUCAUAACCCCUAUGGUGUGAAGGACAACAAGGAUAGGUGGAAGGCCAGCCGUCCCCUUUCUGCAGAUGGCAAUUACCGUCCCCUAGCCAAGACAAGGCAGCAGAAUAUCAGCAUGCGGCGGCAAGAGAACCUCCGCUGGGUGUCAGAGCUCUCUUAUGUGGAGGAGAAAGAACAGUGGCAAGAGCAGAUCAACCAGCUCAAGAAGCAGCUGGACUUCAGUGUCAGCAUUUGCCAGACUCUAAUGCAGGAUCAGCAGACCCUCUCGUGUUUGCUGCAGACCCUGCUCACGGGGCCCUACAGUGUCAUGCCCAGUAAUGUGGCAUCCCCCCAAGUCCAUCUGAUUAUGCACCAGUUAAACCAGUGCUAUACUCAAUUAACAUGGCAGCAGAAUAACGUUCAGAGGCUGAGACAGAUGCUGAGUGACCUGAUGCGCCAGCAAGAGCAGCGACCUGAGAAGGCGGGCAGGAAGGAGCGAGGCAGCAGCGCGCCACCGCCACCCUCCCCAGCUCUAUUCUGUCCCUUCAGCUUCCCUGCCCAGCCUGUGGGUCUCUUCAAUCUCCCAGGAUUCUCCCAUUUCUCUUCAUUUGCACCAGGUGUGAAUUUCAAUCCUUUAUUUACAUCUAAUUUUGGAGAUUUUGCACAAAAUAUCUCUGCACCCAGUGAUCAGCAACAACCAGCAGACCAAAAUAUUCCGGGGAAAACUGAGUACGUGGCAUUUCCUAAACCCUUUGAAAGCAAUUCCUCCAUUGGAGGUGAAAAGCAAAGAAAUCAAAGGCAGCCUGAGGAGGAGGUGGAAAACAGUCAACCGGCAUGGCUGUUUGAGCAAGAAGGUGGCCUGGGGAAGCCUUUCAUCAAGACCGGCUUUGCCGUGUCUGUCCAGAAAACCGCCAGUAACCAUCGCCCAGAUCAGCUCGACGGCAGCCGAAGGAGACGGCAGUUUGACGAGGAGUCCUUGGAGAGCUUCAGCAGCAUGCCUGACCCCGUGGACCCGACCACGGUAACAAAAACCUUCAAAACUCGGAAAGCGUCUGCUCAGGCCAGCCUGGCCUCCAGAGACAAGACCCCCAAGUCAAAGACCAAAAAGAAGAUGUCUAUGCAGCUGAAAGCGAGAGCUAAAAGCACUGGGUAUGAAAGUGCCAGUAUGUCUAGUACGUGUGAGCCUUGCAAGAGUAGGAACAGGCAUGCAGCCCAGACCGACGAGCCUGUCCCAGCAAAAGUAUUCAGCAGAAAGAAUCAUGAGCAGCUGGAAAAAAUUAUAAAAUAUAGUCGAUCGACAGAGAUGUCCUCAGAAACUGGAAGUGAUUUUUCUAUGUUUGAAGCUUUGAGAGAUACUAUUUAUUCUGAAGUAGCAACGUUGAUUUCUCAAAACGAAUCCCGUCCUCAUUUUCUCAUUGAGCUUUUCCAUGAGCUGCAGCUACUUAACACAGACUAUUUGAGACAGAGAGCACUGUAUGCACUGCAGGACAUAGUCAACAGGCAUAUUUCUGAGACUAAUGAAAAAGAAGGUGAAAAUGCCAAAUCAAUGAAUUCUGCUCCUUGGAUAGCCUCAAACUCAGAACUGACUCCCAGUGAAAGCCUCGCCACUACUGAUGAUGAAACUUUUGAGAAGAAUUUUGAAAGAGAAACCUGUAAAAUUGGCGAGCGAAAUGAUGUUGACAACGCCAGCACCUUGUCUACGUCUUCUAAUUUUGAGCCCUUUGCCACCGAUGAUCUUGGCAACACCGUGAUCCACUUGGACCAAGCACUGGCUAGGAUGAGAGAGUAUGAACGAAUGAAAACUGAGGCUGAAAGUCACCUGAGUACAGAGGGCACUGGGGCCGCUGCCACCGCCACCACCUCUGCCACCACUGCUUCCACCUUAGAAGAAUCUCCAAAAAUUGAGCCUCGUAGUGCACAACAAGCCCUCAGUGAAGUCGCUGCUGUUCCUUGUCCUCGGAUCGACACUCAGCAGCUUGACCGGCAAAUAAAAGCAAUUAUGAAAGAGGUCAUUCCUUUUUUGAAGGAACACAUGGAUGAGGUGUGCUCCUCACAGCUGCUGACCUCAGUGAGACGCAUGGUUCUGACCCUCACCCAGCAAAAUGACGAGAGCAAAGAAUUUGUGAAUUUCUUUCACAAGCAGCUGGGAAGCAUUCUGCAGGAUUCACUGGCAAAAUUUGCUGGCCGGAAGCUGAAGGACUGCGGUGAGGACCUUCUGGUGGAGAUUUCUGAAGUUUUGUUCAAUGAAUUGGCUUUCUUCAAGCUUAUGCAAGAUCUGGACAACAACAGCAUCUCUGUGAAACAGCGAUGCAAGAGGAAGAUGGAGGCCGCCGGGGUGAUGCCAUCUUACGCGAAAGAGGCAAAAAGAAUUCUUGAGGGAGAUCUUGGCUCACCUGCUGGAGAAAUUGAUGAUGAAGAUAAAGACAAGGACGAGACCGAGACGGUGAAGCCGGCGCCACUGCCACCCUCUGAGGUGUACAAUGGUGGCGAGGCACCUAAGAACACAAGGUCCGAUGUAUCUGAUCAGGAGGAGGAUGAAGACAGUGAAGGAUGCCCUGUGUCCAUCAAUCUGUCCAAAGCGGAAACUCAGGCCUUAACAAACUACGGGAGCGGAGAAGACGAGAAUGAGGACGAAGAGAUCGAGGACUUUGAAGAAGGGCCUGUGGACGUCCAGACGUCCCUUCAGGCCAACAACGAAGCAACCGAGGAGAACGACCAAGACCAGGUUCUACAAAAUGAAUUUGAGAAGUCCAUGGAAAAGGAAGGCCUCCUAUGCGAACGGGAGCCUGCCAAUGGCCAGAGCAGCCACAAAGGUGACCACGGUGACUCUCCUGCCAUGCCUGGCUACCUUAACGUCUUGGACAGUGAGCAGCCCCUGAGCGGCCCGCCCCCGCUGGAGUCCACAGUGACCCCCGGGGGGCCCUCAGAAGAGCCGAAGCCUUCUUUACCCAUCACUGAGGUGGAGGCCUCCGUGCCCAGAAACAGCCAGGUGAAGUCCACUUCAGAAACUCCCGAGAGCUCUGUGGCCGGAAGUCCUGACACCGAGUCGCCGGUGCUGGUCAAUGAUUACGAAGCGGGAUCCGGCCAUUUAAGUCAGAAGUCUGACGAAGAGGACUUCGUCAAGGUGGAAGACUUGCCCCUUAAGCUGACCAUUUAUUCCGAGGCAGAUCUGAUGAAGAAGAUGGCAGCAGAGGAGCAGAGUAACCAUUUAUCUGAGGAAAUAUUAACCGUGACUCACACUGAGGAAUUGGCUGGGGACCCUCAGACCCUGAAAGAGCCUGAAGCCGUUGCAGCCCGAAGCGUGUGAGAGAUCUCCAGCCACCUGCCUUCCCCUGCCCCCACCAAUGCAUAUCUUUCCUGGGCACUAAAUAAACUUGCUUCCAUCUGUACAAAAAUGUAAAUUAGUUUUUGACCCACUGCCUUUUAGACUAGCUAUCGCUCACUUCUGCUCAGGCAGGUCACACGGCGCAGACGGGAUCCCCCCCUCGAUCCGAGGCUUGCUGCACUGUUCUUUUUUAUUUUUUCAUUGUGAUUUGUUUAGUAACUUUCAACUGAAAAUGUAGUUUUCAAUAAAGUUUGGACUUGUCUGUAAA